Aegilops tauschii subsp. strangulata is the source of this 2444-nucleotide messenger RNA. Its product is annotated as B3 domain-containing protein Os11g0197600-like. Lineage: Eukaryota; Viridiplantae; Streptophyta; Magnoliopsida; Poales; Poaceae. The record is from RefSeq and is a predicted model, not a curated record. Gene Ontology annotation, molecular function: DNA binding.
CUCUUUUUCCCCUUCGUGCCCGACCUCUUCUCCUGCCCUAGCCGCCGGUUGCUGUCUCCCUCGCCCCAGUAUGCCCUCCGGCGCUCCAGAUCUGUGGAUCUCUCUCGAAUUCGCUCCGUGGAGGCCUCGUCCUUCCCGAUCUCUUUCCAUGGACACCGAGAGAGAAGUACAUGCCAUCAGUAAAGGUCCAAUCAUGGUACGCCAUCAAAAACAGUGUAACACUAUGGGCAUGGUGGAUAAUAAGAAAAAUGUCAAGGUAAAAGAAGAGAAAGAUGAAAAUAUUAACACGAAAGAGAAAAGGAAGCAAAAGAAAGCUGAAGGUGAUAAGAAAACAGAGGAGAAGCAAAAUUCAUCAGAGAGGAAGAUGACUAAGAACAAGGAGGAGAAAGAGAAGAAAAUGAGAGUUGUUGAUAAGAAGGAUGAUGAGGAGAAGGAGAGGGAGGAUCAGAGGAAAAGAAAGGAAAAUGGGAGGAAGGCGAUGUCACAUAAGGAAAGAAAGGAGGAGAAUGGGAAUGAGAAAGAAGAGCAGGGGCAGGAAGGGAAGGAAGGAGAAAUUGAGAAAGAGAAAGAGGAGGAACAAAAGGAGAUAAAUGAGCAGAAGGGGAGGAAGGAGAAUGGUAAAGAGGAACAUGAUUCGAAGGAAAGGGAUGAGGAAGACCAAAAUGACAAACAAAAUUGCCCUCACUUCUUUAGGGCGCUCAUAUCCAAUUCAUUCAUGGAACACGUGACCAUUCCAGCAGGAUUCCACAAAUACUUGGAAGAUUGUACAGGAAUGGUGUCCCUAAGAGGUCCAAGCGGGAAUAAAUGGCCCGUAGAGCUGGCUAAAAUCUCCGGGGAGCUAUGCUUUGCGCGUGGAUGGAAGGAGUUCCUCUCCGACCAUCGCGUUGGGUAUGGCUACCUGCUGGUGUUCCGUUACGACGGGCAGUCACAAUUCUCAGUGACGGUUUUCUUACCAUCGUCCUGUGAGGCUCCGUAUGCAUCUCUCGCACAGCCACAACACAAGGACAUCGACGUGGCCAGAGAGGAAGAGAAAGGGCUCAUAAGCACCAAUGUAGAUGAUACUGUCCCGCAAGAAGACGCUCGCUCUGGCACUAGUGUAGAUGGUACACCACAAAAUGAAGCUUCAGAAGUAGAAGAAGAUGCUUCAGAAGAUGAAGAGGCAGAGGAAGUUGAAGAUGCAUUAUCAGAAACUCCGGAGAAUGAGCAAGACUAUGAACGUCGCAUGUCCAGCAACGAUGCUCUAGAACCAGAGCAACAACAGCAGGACGAUCAACACAAGACCGACGACGGUUUUGUGGUCGGGAAGAGGGCUAGGUUUAGGAAGCUUGAUGAUAUCAUGGCAGAAGUGGACCGAUCCAAGAAGUCUAGGCCGACGGAGGGGAAAAACUCUGAAGCCCCAUCUGGUGAUCCAGCUUCUGGGGGAACAUCAUCAAGCGACAGUUUGGCAGAAUCGGAGCAUCGUCCACCCAUGAAGUCUAAGGCUGAGGAGAUAAGGUCUCCAUCUGGUGAUUCAGCUUCUAAGGCAGCAGCAUCAAGUGACAAUUUGGCAGAGUUGGCCAGUCGUCCAUCAAAGGACUCUAAGGCUGAGGGAAAAAGCUCUACUGCUCCUUUAAUUUUUUAUACCAGGUCUACUGCUUCAGCAUCUAAAAGAGUUCCCCUCAAAAAAGCUUCGAAAGAAACAACAUCAAGUGACAAUUGGGCAGUUCAUACAGGUGUAUUCACACCAGAAUCCAUGUGCACGGACUUAACCACAUGGCACAAAUCUUUUGGUAAAAGGCUUAGUAAGCAGAAUCAAUUCCCAAUGUUCAACAAGAGCAAUGGUGAAAACCAACCUGGCAGAGUUCUCAUCAAGGUUAUGAGAAGGCCGGGAUUAACAUCACAGGGGCGUCCAGUAACUGAAAGGGAGAAGGAAUACGCCAUGGAGAGGGCACAGAGGUUCAAAUCCGAGAGGCCCUUCACCGUCAAGACAAUGAAGCACAACGAUGUUUAUGCGUCGUACUUCAUGAUCAUCCCCGACAAGUUCGUGAAAACAUUUCUCCCCGAAGAGAGUAGGAAGAUGACGUUUUGGGACCCACAGGGGAAGCCGUGGAAGGUGUGGUACGAGUACACCGGCGGCGAGUGUCCCCGCGCGGCUUUCAGCGCUGGGUGGGGUGCGUUGGCCAUGGAGAACAACCUGGAGAAGUGGGACGUGUGCAUCUUCGAGCUCCUGGACCAGGAAUACAACAUCAAGCUUCAUGUCUACAAGGUCGUGUUGGAGAUCACGCCUUGCGUCAUCGCCCCAAAACCACGUACAUGCAAGUGAUAAUUGGCCCCAAAAUGUUUUGCUCCAGUGUCGUUGAUGAUGGAGAAAGACCCGCUCUAUCCCGUCGUUGUUAAACCAUAACAUUAAGAAUUAUACUAUGUUUGUUGCUGAGGCUAAUUACUGGAUUAUAAGGAAACGAUAA